This is a messenger RNA of Prorocentrum cordatum, 633 nucleotides long. NCBI's taxonomy places the organism in Eukaryota, Dinophyceae, Prorocentrales, Prorocentraceae. The record is from the annotation of a GenBank genome assembly.
AGGCGGAGCAGGCCGUGCGCGAGGAGAGAGGCGGCGCAAGAUCGCGCAGAUCUCCGAGGCCGAGGCCGCGCUCGAGAAGGCCGAGCUUGCGGUGGACGCCGCGAAGGAGCGGAGGGACGAGCAGACCAGGAGGAAGCGAGAAGACGCUUGAUGCACGUGGGGGAUGGCCGCGGCGUAGCCCGCGAGGCCAAGGCGAAGUUGAAGGACUCGGGGACACCUGGGAGGCCGGCCAGCUCGAGAUAGUCCGUGCCCGGCAGGCGCUGGAGCAGCAGCGGCUGGAAGCCUUCAAGAUGAAGGCGGACGCGCGCGCCGCGCUGCAGCGCGAGAAGGCCGCGCUGGCCGACAUCCGGCAGGCGAGGGCCGCUGCCGCCAGCCGGCCGAGAGGACACCAGGGAGACCCUGAGGAAGGCCCUCAAGAACCUGAAGGGGCCCUGGUUCGGCUUCGGCAGGAGGAUCAGAGAAAGAAGAGCGUCGCGCUGCAGGAGCCCUGAGACGCAGGUGCACGGCCCGGGCUUGGUUUCUUUUUGCUCCCGCGCUCCACCAGGGGGGGGGGGGUCCUCUCUCCUUCUCCUCCUCCUCCUCCUCUUCCCCUCUGCUUUUCCUCCCUCCCUCUUCUCUCCUCCCCUCCCCCUG